AUGAAUGUUGAAUAUAAUGCUAACACUAGUCGUUAUUUACCAAAAAACUUAUCCAGUAUUGAGAAAAAUUAUGAAAAUGAAUAUUUUCAUUAUGAUCGUUCAGCUCAAAUGGUAAGUAUGAAAUUAUUGGAUAUAAAUCCCUAUCGUGUUCAUUUAAAACAAGUUUAUCCUGAGAAAAUUGAUGAAUAUGAAUUGACAGAUGAUAUGUUAAAUGUUCUCAAAACUUAUACGAACAGCACCAGUAGUGGAAAUGAUUGUUAUCUAAAAACAAAUUUAAAUUUAUUAACAAAUAAUGAUAUUGACUGGGUCUAUACAAAUAAAUUAUAUUCAUUAAUAAAAGGUUUAGAUCAAGAGGAUAUUAGACAUGUUUAUUAUAGAGGAUUAAAUUUAAACGAUACAGAAAUUAUAUACUAUAUGAAUAAACAAAAUGAUUAUUAUUAUACAAAUUCCUUUUACUCAUUUACUAUUGAUCGAUUGUUAACAUACUCAGGUAAUGCAAUUAUUAUUUUAAGAAUAAGCCCUGACAAUCAUUUGAAUAUUGCAAACAUAUGGAAAUGGAGUCAUGCACCAGAAGAGAAAGAAGCAAUUUUAUCAAUUGGAUCAAAAUUAAAGAUUUUGAGUGUUCAUUAUUUUGGUUAUAAAUGGGAAAUUGAAGUUGAAUUGGCCAAAGAUGAUGAUUAA
Molecule: messenger RNA, 681 nt
Organism: Didymodactylos carnosus
Lineage: Eukaryota; Metazoa; Rotifera; Eurotatoria; Philodinida; Philodinidae
Source: the annotation of a GenBank genome assembly